GCGAACCACGGCGGCAGUCGCGUCGCGGCGAUAGUUGCUGUGUGGCUUAUAAAAGCCGAGAGUAGACCACGUGUGGGACUCAGUGUGCUCACUGCCAAGCAGCCAUGAACGGCGCCGCUAAACUGAAAGCUCUCUUGCUGCUCAGCCUACUGGCUGUGGCAUCUGCCGAAGACGCAGCGGCGACCAAGAAGGAAGUCGAGCCCGCGGCGGCGGUGGCGGCGGCCGCCGCGACGACGACCGUCGAGAAGAAGUCCGAGGAGAAAACCAAACGCGGCUUGGAGCUGAGUCUCGGAGAUCACUACGGUUUCGGCGACUUUGGCGCUCACUUGGGCGAUGGCCUGGCUGGCCACGAACACAUCACGCACGACCACAUCAAAGCUGUGACUAUCACAAAGCACGUGCCCGUACUUCAGCCGUACCCCGUGAUCCACGAGAAACACGUGCCCGUACCUUAUCACGUACCGAUCAAAGUACCAGUUGACAGACCCUAUCCAGUGCAUGUUCCGCAACCUUAUCCAGUCGUUCACGAGAAGCAUAUACCUGUGCCAGUCGAGAAACCCGUGCCUUAUCCGGUUAAGGUCCCCGUCAAGGUACCCGUAAAGGUCCCCUAUGAAGUGCACGUACCAGUAAAAGUUCCAGUGGAAGUACACAAGCCAGUACCAUACGCUGUCAAGGUACCAGUAGUCGUUAAAGAGCCUUAUCCAGUGUACAUCAAGGAUCAUCACCAUCACCACGAGCAUUACGAUCUUCAUGGAUUCGGACACCAUUUCUAGACCAACAUAAAUUCUCCUCAUACUCAGACGAUCUCACGAGUGAUAUUCUGCGCCACAUUGUAUAAAUUCUCCUCACUAUCUUUUCCUUGCUCUUCAUUUUUUAUACGAGUCUUAAUGUAGAUGUUAAUUAUUGUAUCGCGCGACAUUCCACUCUUCAUUUUUUACAUUUACAUGUGAAUAAAAGUUUAAAAAAGUUUAUUUUUUUACGUUAAAAA
Molecule: messenger RNA, 988 nt
Organism: Phymastichus coffea
Lineage: Eukaryota; Metazoa; Arthropoda; Insecta; Hymenoptera; Eulophidae
Product: nematocyst expressed protein 4-like
Exons: 3
Coding region: 105-773 (222 amino acids)
Source: RefSeq, a predicted model, not a curated record